Messenger RNA from Orussus abietinus, 2120 nucleotides. It is a transcript of the gene Idh, whose product is annotated as isocitrate dehydrogenase [NADP] cytoplasmic. The transcript is spliced from 2 exons. Gene Ontology annotation, molecular function: isocitrate dehydrogenase (NADP+) activity; NAD binding; magnesium ion binding. Gene Ontology annotation, biological process: isocitrate metabolic process. The record is from RefSeq and is a predicted model, not a curated record. Bases 135 to 1544 code for a protein of 469 amino acids. Gene Ontology annotation, cellular component: peroxisome; mitochondrion; cytosol. Lineage: Eukaryota; Metazoa; Arthropoda; Insecta; Hymenoptera; Orussidae.
UGGGGAGGCGACGGGCGCCUGAAUGUUACGAAGGUGGCAAUUCAGAGUGAGACAGUACAUCGAGUCGAAGCAUUCGUGGAAGCGAGAGAGAAAUAUCUAGUGGGCAGUGCAAGGAUUUGAAAGAACCUGUUGUCAUGUUUUCACCGCACAUCUCCGGGGCAUGUAGGUGCACGAUUAAGCGAGCCGCUCACUUUUUCAGCCGUCCCGUUUCCGCUGGCCCCGACGACUGGAUCUUCUCCUCCCUGACAGUUGGUUCGCAGAAGCAGAGAUUUCUUUCUCCGUCGUUCGUUAGAUCCUACGUCGCACCGGUCAGCACGAUGGCUAAGAUAAAGGCAGGACCCGUUGUGGAUAUUCUUGGUGAUGAGAUGACCCGGAUUAUUUGGGAGUCGAUUAAGGAUAAACUUAUUCUCCCAUACUUAGAUAUAGAAUUACAUACUUAUGAUCUAGGAAUUGAAAAUAGAGAUAAAACUGAAGACAAAGUUACAGUUGAUUGUGCGGAAGCAAUUAAGCGCUAUAAUGUUGGCAUUAAGUGUGCAACAAUUACUCCAGAUGAGAAAAGAGUAGAAGAGUUUAAUUUAAAGAAAAUGUGGAAAAGUCCAAAUGGAACCAUUAGAAAUAUAUUAGGUGGUACAGUUUUCCGUGAGGCGAUCAUUUGUAAAAACAUUCCUAGGCUGGUAAACAAUUGGAAUCAACCAAUUAUUAUUGGAAGACAUGCACAUGGCGAUCAAUAUAAAGCUACCGAUUUUGUAGUCCCAGGUCCUGGUACAUUAGAGAUCACUUGGAAAGGAACUUCUGGCGAAGUUAUUAAACAUAUUGUAAAUGAAUUUAAAGGACCAGGUGUUGCCCAAGCUCAGUUUAAUACGGAUGAGAGUAUCGAAGCCUUUGCUCAUAGCUCGUUCAAAUAUGCAUUAUCUAGAAAUUACCCUCUAUAUCUAUCAACCAAGAAUACUAUACUCAAGAAAUAUGAUGGAAGAUUUAAGGACAUCUUCCAAACCAUUUAUGAAGCAGAGUAUAGAAGUAAAUUUGAAGAGAAGAAGUUGUGGUAUGAGCACCGUUUGAUUGAUGACAUGGUUGCUUACGCCAUGAAAUCAGAAGGUGGUUUUGUGUGGGCUUGUAAAAAUUAUGAUGGCGAUGUCCAGUCGGAUUCGGUUGCACAAGGCUAUGGUUCUCUCGGUUUGAUGACAUCUGUGCUGCUUUGUCCGGAUGGUCGUACUGUCGAAGCCGAAGCUGCCCAUGGUACUGUAACUCGCCAUUAUCGAAUGCAUCAACAAGGAAAGGAAACCUCAACAAAUCCCAUUGCCUCAAUAUUUGCAUGGACCAAAGGUCUACUUCAUCGUGCUAAAUUGGAUAAUAACGUUGAUUUAAAGAAAUUUGCCGAGACUCUAGAAACGGUGUGUGUAUCCACAAUCGAGUCUGGUUCUAUGACAAAAGAUCUUGCCAUUUGCAUUAAAGGAAUGAACAAAGUUACUCGGUCAGACUAUCUUGAGACUUUUGAGUUCAUGGACAAAUUGGCUGAUAAUCUAAAAAAACAACUUACGGCAUGACUUACUAAAGAAACAAAUUCAUUUAUAAUGACAUUUUCGAAGUACUAGAAAUAGUAUUUCUCUCUAUUAGAGGAACUAUAUAUUAAAUAUUACCGAAAAUCAUUCGCAUUUAUUUUAAAGAAUGCAUGCAACAACUCAUGCCAGUAAUCUGGGAAAAGACCCUAAUAUGAGCUCGAAUUGUCAAACGUAUAGAAACGUCUGCAAUUAAAAAUCAAUUUUACAUCUAUUUUCGAAUAUCAUUCUCUUUGUUUAAGUGAAUGCAAAUUUCUUAGCACGCAUUCGUAGAUAUUGCCUAAAACUAAAUAACGAACAAAUUAAAUAUUGUUACUAUUUGUUUGUAGGUUUAAAAAAAAACUUUUAUACAGUACUCAUUCCUAUUGAUUUAUAGUGACUUUCGUAUAGAAAUUCUUAUAUUUAAUAUGUACUGAUUGGUAAUGGCAUUUUAUACUUACAAUUGUGUCUUGUAAAAUAUAUUAUUUUUGUAGAAUAAGCUAAAUGCGAUACAGUAACUGGUGUUAUACAUUAUAAGGCUGUGGAAAGUAGCAAUAUUCUUUUACAAUAAAUGUUUUCAAUGAA